Messenger RNA from Kuraishia capsulata CBS 1993, 480 nucleotides. RefSeq lists its product as uncharacterized. Lineage: Eukaryota; Fungi; Ascomycota; Pichiomycetes; Pichiales; Pichiaceae. The record is from RefSeq and is a predicted model, not a curated record. The transcript is spliced from 2 exons. Bases 1 to 480 code for a protein of 159 amino acids.
AUGUCACGAGGAAACAGACGAUACGUGUAUCCAGUGUUGGCGCUGGCUGGUUUAAUCUCUGUGUCUGUGGCGUAUGCGUACAGGACGAGGAUUCAGGUCAGUCAGAAGCAGAGGAAGUACGCCAGCAAACGAGUAUCGAUAGUGCUUUCAGAGUCCGUUGUGGAGGCCCGAUUGCCUCUAGAGGAACUGUCCAAUAUGGUCCAGGACAUAGUAUUCAUACUCCAUCCUAAGGUCACUAGAGAGUCGCUACAAUUGCAGAACGCUCAGCAAUUCAAGUUCAUCGAGUGCAAUUCAGAGGAAGGAGUCAUUCAUGUUUUGAAACAUUUGCGGGGAUUGGUGAACUUCAUCUGCUUUGAAGAUUUUGAAAGCCUGAAACCAGAAGACUUGCAUCUGGAUACCUUUCUGGUGGAAACGCGAGAACUGGCUAAGGACCCAGCUGAGACCAAAGAGGCAGUGAUGAGUUGUUUAUACGAGACGUGA